UUCUCUAGCCUAGCUUUCAUUUGAUGUUUGCUUGGAUUGGGUGGAUCGGAACGUUCCAAAGAAAAGAAUCCAAUCUACAACCUCUCGUUUACAAGUCUCGAGUUCUUUCAUUAAAAGUGCUUCUAACAGUGAUCGUAAUUUGUGAAAUUGUAUAAUUAUUCCAAUUACAAUAUUUAUAUUGACCUAUAUGAUAUGAAAGUGUACAUGGGAGGAAACAAUGUAAAUCAUGAGUGUAUUUGAUCAAAACAAAGUUUGUUAGUGAGAUGAAACGGACACUUUUCAUUUUGUGACCUUUUACAUCCUCCAAAUCUGCUGUGCAUCAAUAUGGAUACUAAACGGCACAAUUCAAUACGGUAGCCGAUCGGCAAGCCUUUGAAUGUGGUUAACUAGUUGGUGCUAUAAGUUUUACAAUGGGGCCGCAAAAAGGCCCCGCCAUAAAAUUAUUAGAGCCGCUUUAGACCGUCAUAAAACGAUUAUACAAUUCGUUAAUGACAUCGUUAGGUAAAAUAGGUUCGUCAGGAGAUGUCGAUGAGGCCUCUGUGCACAGGCUGGUCGUCGAGCGAUGGUCGGGCUGAAAGCGAUGCCAGGUGGAGUCGUGCUCGGUCCUCUGGAGGAUCGCGUGAGCGUCUCGGCGGGUUCAGCUAGUGAGCAGCCGGCUGUCGCGGCGUGUGAUGUGCGUGCGCGAUGUCAAGCAAGCCCGCGAGUGUGGGCGCGUGCGGGGCGGCAGGCGUGGCGGGCGCCGGCAACCCGCGCGUGCUGGUCUACGUGGCGGACCGCCCGCGCCAGCUAGAGCCCGGCGCCGCGCCCCCGGAACCGCAGCCGCCCGACCUUCUCUACCUUCCUGACAAUCUACCCCACCAAGUUCCCAGAAAUCCUAUCUACAGACCCCAAAUAGAACAAAACGACUUGAGGAAUUCAUCAGGGGCAAUCUUCUACAAAGCUGGUAAUGAUGCUGAAGGGAAAAUUGGUGUCUAUGGCACGAGUGAGAAUCCUGGUCACCGGACUGAUUAUUUACCUGUAUCACAACAAUUUGUUGAAGAGCCUUGUUUGAAAACUGAUGACAAAUUGAGUGACCGUUUAUGUGGUGUUAAUGUUAAGAGGGACUCAACUAACCAAGUGAGUGUGGACUUAAAUAGUGUAGACACUUUAAAUGCAAGGACACCUGCAGAAUCUGCAGAAUUAUUGUUAUAUCAGAGAAGAGGCUCUGUGUCCGUGGGUGCAGAGAGUGUUAUGCCUAUGCACCCUCUUGCACUGCGUCAUGGGCAGGGUCAAUUUAAUGAUAAUGUUACAAUACAGAGUGGUGAAAUAGUAAACAGUGGUGAAGGAGAAGUGGCAAUUGGCAGGAGUUAUGUGAACUAUCAAUUGUUAGAACAGAGUGUGUCUCAUCAAUCUAUAGUCAAUCAAAGUAUUAGUAUACUGAAUCAACAAGUAGGUGUGAGCCGAGUGGUGGGUGAGAGUGACAGUGGAAGUAGUGCACAGCUUGUCCGCACAGCGGAUGGGGUUGUGUUGGCAGUUUUGCCUUCAUCAGUGCUGCCUCAAGCUGCUGACUCAGAACCCAAGAGUGUUCAAAGUGAAACCCCACAAACUAUAGUUGUGCCCUUAGGCUGGAGAAGGAUAGUGAAUGGAGCAUCAGUACUUUACAUUAGCCCUAGCGGUACGGCGCUUAGUGCACUGCCACAGCUUCGGGAAUACCUACAGACAGCCGGUACCUGCAAAUGUGGAUUACCGUGUCCGCUUAGACCGGAGACAGCCUUCAGCUUCGAUCCUAAGGUCAUAAGCAAGCCGUACCAGCCGUCAUCUGGUGCGGAAUUGACGAAGCUGUGCAACCACAAGCGGAAACUGCUGGCGACGCUACAAGCGCGCGCGCAGUCGCCUGCGACGCCGCCGCCCAAUCACACCGAACAAAAGAAAGUGGCUGGUGCGGAGGUCGCCGUUUUGAAGAAGAAAAUGAAGAAGCGAACCGGCUUCCCGCCAAACAUGAGUGUGUCUCAGAUGAUGAUGCAAAGGGAAAGACCUUUCAAUGAUUUAAAGUCUCAAGACAUCGAUCAUAACAGGACUGCGUCGCCAGGAGUGGGCCCCCAACGGAAUAACGUACAACCUAACGUGCCCUUCGCACCCAUGCAGCAAAACCUUCCGAUUGCACCUCAGGAUGAUGUCAAACAGGAGACACAAGUGCAAAGGAGUUCCCACUACCUCACCGUGAGCAGUGGCUGGAUCACUCAACAACAACAAGAGAAUCUCGACCGACAAAGAACUCAACAGCCCCCAGUCCCGGCUACUCCACCUGUCAACGUAGGCUUGCCAGUACUAGGUACUAAUGGACAAAUCAUAGGCGUCAACACAGGGUACAACAAACAAAACCCAAGUUUCAAAAAUGUGAGCGUUAUCCCUCAAAACAUUGUUGAUCAAGCUCACAAAGACGAAAAGAAAGAAAUGAACCAUCAGAGCAAUGCCUCCAAAUACCCCGGCAAAGAAGAAGAGUCCCAAAUAUUUUGCGGAUUGAAUCAACCGUUGACACCGGAAGUCAUGCAAAAAAUUAACGAACAACAGCAAAUAUUUAUACAACAAAACCAAAAACAGAUUGAAUUAGCUAUGAAAGGUUUUAGAACACAACUGGCCGAUAAUGUUAGUCAAAAUAGACCACAGAAUCAGCCUCAGUAUGUGCCUCAAGGUCAACUGGUUAUACAAAAUGGUGCGGUUGUAAAAACGAAUCCGGCUAAAACUCCGCCUUGGCAAGUGAAAAGAAACGACUCUAAUGCUCCUAUUGUUAGCCCCACUCCAAAGCAGCAGAAAAUGGAAAAUGUUGAUUAUGAGGAGUCAAACACAAAUAUAUCAGAUGAUUCCACAGGUUCUUAUGGUUCCUUUACUAAUAACGAACACGCCAUGAAUCAAGCCAUGUGUUCCCGUGUGCCUCCGUUGCCACAGCAUUACAAUAUGCUAAGUCAGCAGUGGCCAAGUGUCGACGUUAGCAAGAAAAAGCUCAAAAACAAUAGCAAAGGGUCUAAAAAGAAGGCAGGAUCUACCGAGAGCAAAGGGAUGGCCUUCGGUAACAACGGCACGAGGAUUGUCCAAGACGUCAAAGGGGAUGACGUCACAAACAGUAACGUGCCGUCUUUCAUGGACGACCCUAACGGGUAUUUAGCACAGCAAACUGUUUUGUUGAAUAAUACAAUUUCAAGACAAGUAGGAAUGAAUUCUUCUCUAGAUAAUAAUCAAUUUGACAAUUGCAAUAAUUGCUUCAAUCCUCAAAAUCAGGGAGAUAAAAUGUGUAAACCAAAUACAAAAUCUGAAAUGAACUAUAGGGGUAACGUAGUUCCUAAUCCUUCGCCUUCUCCACAUAACACACCAGACAGCAGUGUUUUACUGGAGAAAAAUAUUGAAAAUCUUCCCCAUUGUUAUAAAGGGCAUAUGCCAAUGAAAAACAGCACAGAUUUUGUUGACAAUCAAAUGAGGCUAAAAUAUAUGAAACAUAAUCUGUAUAAACCUGAAAUGGAGAGUAAUAUUGCUACAUCUAGUCCUAAACAUAGUUUCGAAGAUAAUCCCGUGACGUCGUCAACAUUUAUUGAGCGUAGUCCGAUCGUAAACGAUAACUGUGGCCCGAUUCAAGCAGGAACCGUGAGCACGAGUAACGUGUCGCCCACAGAGACGUUGCAACCGCCAGAACCUUCUCCCACGUUGUCUAACAGUUCCCGAAGUACUGACACUCCGCACAGCAACGGUAGUGGUAGCUCACAAAUGCCCAAUUGUACAUUCCCUAUGCCGAGUCCGGCGUAUUCUAAUUCAUCUUCCUUUAGAGAAAAUUUUAAUAGUAAUCCACCGACGCCUGGUAGCAGCCAAGCUUACCAUUUUAAUUCUCCUGGACCGCCUAGUAAUCAGACGAUAACCGGGACACAAAUGAUGCAUUUCAUAUCAAAUCACAAUGUAAAUAAAAAUCUAAUGGAGGUAGAUAACAUAUCAAUGGUAGGUGUAAAGCCUGGCUUGAAACCUCCACACGAAUUAUUUAGAGCCGAUCGAAGAAGAUUGGAAAAUGCUAUGCCGGGAUAUUGCCCUCCCCCUCACUUGGGAGGCGGUCCCGCACAUUCUCUAAUACAAGCGUGUUAUGUACAAACAUUCGUGACAACAAUGGCCAGUGGAUUUUCUGUUACUCGCGAUACGAUGACUUCAGUAUUAGCGGGUAAAGCGAACACCGCCACAACUUCAAUCAACGCCUCCCAAGCAAACUUUGUCCGACCUCCCCCUCCGCCUAGUGUCAAUUUAGCGACCAGUUACGCCAUCCCAAACAAUCAGCCCGAUCCAUUCAUAAACUCGGUCAAUUUACCGACAAGUUACCCACUGCACAUAGCCGGAACUACAGCGCAAAACAUGAUAUCAAAAUCACCUUUAGAAAUGGUUCAAAACGUUAUAGGCAGCUUACCUUCUAAAUUGGAGCCGAACAAUUCUCAACCCGUACGAAGAGCAAUGGCCACCACUCCAGGGCAGAUCCUUAUAUCAUCAACCGGGCAAAUAAUCGUGUCUAAUAAUCAGAUGCCACCACCACCACCAAAGACAACAACGGCAGUAUCUCCAGGACAUAGCUCUGGUAUGGUAACGAAUGUUACUACAUCUAUAACACAGGUUGUCCCGGGGGUUGGAAGCGUGCAACCUAUUGUGAACCAACCCACUGUCGUCGUCAACACCUUGCCGACUCCAUUCGUUUUCCAACCUCCUAUGAUGGCCGUCGACGGUCAAGUAGUUCAACCAAAUGCUGUCCUGCCGCAAAUUGUGGCAGGGGGAAUCGUGCCCGGCCAGUCUCCGAGCGAAAGUCAGCGACCGAUGGACGUUAAAAAUGGACAAAAUUACGUACAAGGAGUGGCUAUGCUGUCUCCCGAAAGUCUCAAAAAGAGAAGUAAGAAAAAGAAAAAUCAGCCUAACAUCACGAACGUUUUACAAAUUGCGGCACCGCCACAAAAUCCUAAUAAUCUGAUGGUUCAUCAUACGUCCCCGCAGCAUAACACUAGCCCCCAGUUUUCGCCGCGGGGUUUCCAAUUGUCGCCUAAUAAUAAUAUUUCUCCGACGCCGGUACUGCAAGCUUUAACUAUUGUUCCUGGAAAAUCUGGCACUCCGGCUCAUAUAGUCAUGAAUGGCCAAGGAAAUGCCAAUAACUUUGGAUCUCAACAAAUAAUCACGAAUACGUCACCAUCACAACAAAUUAAUUUACUGCAACCAGUAAACCUGAUAAAUAAUGCAAGCAGUGUGAUGCAGAAUUUCCCAGCAUUCCAACAGUUUAUUGUGCCAAAUCUCGGCGGAAUGGUUAUGACAGCGGACGGCACGGCUAUAAUACAGGACAAUUCGACGGGAAUGCCGGUUCAGUUGCAAUUACAAACCGUGAACGGUCAAAAUGUGCUGACGCCGGUGCAAAAUCCUGGAGUGUUCGCUGCCGGCGCCAACGGUGGUGUAGUUAUCAGAGCUCAAAAUCAACAAGGGAAGAUAAUACAAUCACAACACAGUCCAGGGGCUCAGUUUUUGUCCCCUAAUAAUCAAAUGAUGAUGAACAGUCCCGGAUUCAAUGGUCAAUUAAGUCCUUUACUAGCUAACUUGAGUCCAACAAACGUGGCAUUCAAUACGAGUUCCCAAGUGAGAUCGAGUAACGUGCAAGCUCAAGAGUUCAUUCAGACCAAUCAAAUGGGACAAACGUUAAUGGUGCCGCUAUCGCCGAAGCAAGUGUCUAUAGCGGCAACUAACAACAGGAGUAAUUCUACGUUCGUGCAGCAAAAUACUACUAUAGUCCAGCAGCAGACGACUCUGGUGUCUAACUCUCACAACACUCACACGUCGAUUACUACGAAUUUGCAAGGGGGGAACGCUCCGCGGUUGUUAGACGGGGGCGCGUCGCUCGCGCUGAAGCAGCACGCGAAGGCGAAGAGUUACAAUUAUAUGCAAGAGCUCGCCGAUGAGACGAAAGAGGACAAGUUUAACGAGGAGAUUAAGUCGGAGGAGGGGAAGUUUAUGGAGUUUCCGGCGGGCGGGUUCAACUACGUGCGGCACUCUGUAUCCACGCAGACGCUGGUGAACCAGCGCAAGUCGCCGCUGGUGGCGGGCGCGGGCUCGCCGCCCGACACCACGACGCUGAGCCCGCUGGGCGCGCUGGAGCCCGCGCGCCCGCCGCCGCCGCACUACGCCGACACCACCACGAGCUCGCCCGAGCCCGAUAAUAACUCCUCGGCUAUGGUCCAAUGUGUUUCAAGUAGCGAGCAAGACAUGGCGGAGUCUCGAGAACAAGUGUGGCCUGCCGCUCGGAACGAAUUCCAUUCUGAUACUGAAACACAUGGCUUGAUGUCAAACGUGCCCCUGGUGCGUCAGUCCCGCUCGCACAAUCCGGUCGAGUCUACCGAAAUGCACUACAACCAAAACAUGAACGCGGCCGCCAACAACAAUCAGCACGUCAUGCCAGUCUCGUCCAACUACUACGACAGAACACACGGUUACAAGCGGAAGAAUGAUUUCGGGGACGGAUCAUCUUACAGGACAGACAAAAUCAUGAGAACUAACUACAACAUGGUCCAUGCCAUGCCGAAAGAUUCAGAUUACGACAACAUGGGUAUUACUUCGGAUAAAAUUCAAGCCAGGCACUUCCCAUCUUCAGGGAGUAACAUGGAUAAUGCUUCAAUGCAAAAAGUAUAUGACAGACGUAAUUUAGGUUCUGGCGACGAUGGUCAACAGCCGGCCGAGGCGGACGGCGAGGCGGAGGCGGAGGCGGAGGCGAAGGAGGAGGAGGAUCGCGCGGCCAACAGCGGGCGGCGGUUCGCGGUGGGGGACGUGGUGUGGGCGGGGGUGGCGGGGCACGCGUCGUGGCCGGCCGCCGUGGUGGCGCGCGGCGCGGGCCCGCAGCGCUGGCGCGUGCGCUGGUUCGGCGCGCCCCCGCCCGCGCCCGCGCCGGCCGAGCUGCCCGCCGCGCGCCUGCUCACGCUCAGCGAGGGGCUGGAGGCGCACCACGCCGCGCGCACCAAGCUUAGGAAGAGUAGAAAACUAAACACGCUUCUCGAGAACGCUAUACAAGAGGCGAUGGCAGAGCUUGAUAAGAAAAGUGAGAAAACACACACACGGGUACAAGAGGCCGAAGAGGCAGCGCCAGGCGCUCCCAUCGCCGAAACUCCCAAACGGAGCAGAAAACAAGAGAAAAAAAGCAAAGAGAAGUCCAAGAAAGUAAACAAGACUUCAAAGUCAGGAGACACCACAAGACUAAGGAGCUCGCGAUGACAACCGUAUGUUUCACAUGAAUAUAUAGUACAGGCAUGUAAUUUUAUGUGGCAACUGAUAAAUAAUGUAUUAACAGCGCAGUUUUAAUUUACACACAGUUUUUAUGGUCAUUAACAGUUUGAGAAUGUCUGUUCUAUAUUAUAUAGCUCUUCAUCUUAACUCAGAUAAAUAAAUUUCUUUAAGUGGGUUUAACUCCGUCCCCGCGCAUAGGCUUAAACAAGUUUUUGCGCCUUGCAUACGUUGCUAAUAAUGAACUUUAAUAAAAUUGAUUCAGUUUACAUAUCUUUUGGCUUCUUCUAGGUACUCUCGUAAAACGGCUGUUAUUAUUUUAUUUGACAGUUUUUCCAGGUUUUAAAGAUGAGGAUAUUAUAGUUUGUCGCCCUGCCGUAAAAAGAUUAUAUACUUUUGAAUCAAUAUUAUAAAUAUAUAAGAACUUGAUUAUAAUUUAUUAUGGCUUUAGCCAUACCUAAACUUCGUAAUGGAAUUCCUAAGUGUAAUAUGUGUACCUUUCAAUUGAAAUAAAACGAGGAUUUCAUGAUUCUUAACAUCUUAUAGUUAAACAGAAUGCUGCUCCAACGCGCAUCAAACCCAAGAUAGUACUAUUGAUGUUUUUCUCGUAGUUUUAUACAUCUCAAGUUUCAUCAGUAUUCAGCGGCUGCGGCAAGUGUUUAGAAUAGUCUUCUAAUAUAGAAAUUGAGAUUUGUAAUUUCUUUAAUACUAUACUGAUAAGUGAUGAUUUACCAUUCCAUAACAUAUUAAUUGGAAGUUUAUCGUAGGUUAAAUCCACGUCAGUAUGAUUCAAUCUUUGUUUAGUUCCUCUUGGGCGUCGGUAGUUUCAUAACUGUAAUGACGAAAAAUUUUCAUAAUCUGUUAUUAACAAAAACGUUUGUGUGUGGCAGUCUAUUGGUUGCCAGAAUGAAUGUUUGGUGUAAUACUUAUGUACAACAACAAUAAUUAAAAACAUUGUUGUUUAUAAUUUUAGUAAAUAAGAGAUAAAAGUAGAUUGCAGUCAAUCUCAUGUUAUCCAAAUAAGUUGAAAUUCACCCUGUCAUCGAUAUAUUGUACAAUCGUAGUUAUCUGUAAAUUGAUAAGAAAUUAUGGUAUAUGUCGUGUAAAUUAAUGUGUUUUAUUAGAGAGUUAUAAGUAUAACAUGAUUUCUAGUCAAAAUAUUGAGCAUAUUAAAACGUAGAUAUUUAUAGACGAAGGUAAAUGACAAUAACACUGGCCUGGCAUUUGUUGACGUCCUUCGACGACGUAUGUCUGUCAACAUUGUUUCGGUUACAUAUUGGAUAAGUACAGCAUAAUUAACUAUUACUUUCUUCAGUUAAUUAAUUGCGUUCUUUUGUUAAGUACUUUAUUCAAGGAAAGCUAGAUUUUUAUACAUAGAGCGGUUUAUACACGAGAAGCGUGGUAUCAAUUCAAUACAUAUUGAAAUAAUAAGUAUUUGCUAGCUUGCAGUAUCUUUAUACAUUUUAUACGUCAAUUCAAAUAAUAGGCCUAUUAUAUUAUUAUUUUAGGUCAUAUUGUAACUUUGUUUUGAAAUGUUUGGAGAGUUUUAGAAGGGUAAUUUGAACAAAUAUUUUUAUGUGAUAAAUCAAAAGACUCGAACCGGGCACAGUCAAACUAUAGAAUGCUAAAAUGUCACAUCACUUUUAAGAAUCACAUAAGUACUAACCUUGUCGUUAUUAUUUUUAUAUAGAAAAUAAAUUAUCACUGUAAGUGUCGUUUAAUUAAGUUUCUGUGGUACAAGGGAGAUUACUUUAAAACAUUUCAGAAAUGCUUUUUAAUCACAAUAUUCAAAUAACAUUAGAAAUAAAGAAUAAAAUGUAGGUAGAAUGUUAACGAUAGUUCAUACCAUGAGUACAUUUGCUAGGUAAUUUGUUAUUGACGGUCGUUGUUAGAUAUUAUCAAUGUGAAAAAUUACUUUAUGUGAUCUUUGAAUAUGUCCGGUAAAUAUAAUUAUAUCAAGGAAUUAUCAUAGCUUACUGUUUUUAUAUUAUCGUAUUUUAACCUUAGAGAUUCCACUUAAAACUCCUAAUAAAUGUGACUCCAAGAUAUCGAAAUAGUAUUUAAUGUUAAAUGGAUAUUGUUUAUUAUAUUGAUAGUCAGAUAGCAACUCCUCUAUGAGAUGGUAUUAUGUACAUAAUCUUACUGUAGUUAUGUAUAGUAUUUUAUUUCAAUGAAAUUAAUGUUUUAUAGACUAAUAUACAACAUAAGAUUAUUUAUUUGUUUUGCUGUGUACAUAUUUUUUUCAAUAAAAU
Amyelois transitella is the source of this 9497-nucleotide messenger RNA. RefSeq lists its product as uncharacterized. The record is from RefSeq and is a predicted model, not a curated record. Gene Ontology annotation, cellular component: chromocenter; nucleus. The transcript has 9 exons. Bases 685 to 7236 code for a protein of 2183 amino acids. Gene Ontology annotation, molecular function: DNA binding; chromatin binding. NCBI's taxonomy places the organism in Eukaryota, Metazoa, Arthropoda, Insecta, Lepidoptera, Pyralidae.